This is a messenger RNA of Peromyscus leucopus (white-footed mouse), 929 nucleotides long. Its product is annotated as protein FAM178B-like. NCBI's taxonomy places the organism in Eukaryota, Metazoa, Chordata, Mammalia, Rodentia, Cricetidae. The annotation marks the transcript as partial. The transcript has 6 exons. The record is from RefSeq and is a predicted model, not a curated record.
AUGAAGAUGCCAACUGUCUGUUCCGGGUUCAAAUCUCGACACCUCCUCUUCUCUCCACAAGCCCAAGUAUUCCGCACCCGGAUCUGUGAACUGCAAGGCUCCCAGGUGGGGGGGUUAGGUGGUACGAUUGGCAUAAAGUGUGAGCACAGAGCGCUGGCUGAAAACCAGAAGCAGACCCCAACCGCCGAGGACGGUAGCGGGCACGUGGUUGUGUGCCCCCCCCUGCAGGGCCACGUGAGCGGAGCACGCUCCCAGGCCCGGGCUCCCAGGAGUAGGGCCUCCAUCAGACUCACCGAGGAGGACCCAAAGCUUCAUUUUCCCGGGCCACACUCUGAAGCCCACAGUGGCUCCACCUCCCAAAUCACUGAAGAGGUCCAAAAUGCAGAUGCCUCGAGACUCCUUCCCACUGACUGGAGCCCUCCACCUGUAGAAUUCCUAAACAAGAACAAGAAGGUGCUUCAGGCCUGCAGGAGACCACAGGAGGACUUGGAGAAGGAGCCCCCAGAUUCAGACCCGAAGGUGGGGCUGGCCUCACUAGAGGAACUCUUCUGGAACAUGGCAGGUCCAAGCCAACAGGCUGUGACUCCAAAAAUUGCCUCUGGGUGCUCAGAAUACUAUGUCAACAACCUGGAUUACUUACUGCAAGAGAAGAGGGAACAGGCCCUGGAGCAGGAACGGGAGCAGCAGCUGCAGCAGGAACAUCCCAAGCUUGACUCCUCGGAAUGUGUCGAAUGUGUCGAAGACGACAGAGAAGCAGUGCUCACACCUGAGCACAGGAUGCUGGUGGAGAAGUUCUCCGUAUCUCUCCAGAUCAUUUCGCCAGUGCAUCCAGGUGAAACUGUAUUCCUGCCUAGACGUCACCCUUUGCCCUGCAUCCUGGACUCCUCCAGUCUAAAGCCACACAGUCAGCUGGAAGAGCUGUUCCUCAG